AUGUCUCGCUUUGCACCCUUCACGCGUGUUGACUUAGCAUAUCGUUUCAUUAAUGGAGUACCCCUCGAGGCUACGGUCCUGAUCCCCAAGAGUACAUUUACUUCGCCUAAGGCCAAUGGCAAGAAAUACCCCCUGAUGGUCCGCUGGCAUGGUGGUGGCUUUGUUGUUGGGCACAGGAUGUACGAACCCUGGUUUGCAAAGUGGCUGCUAAAUUUGGCCCUUGAUCAGGAGGCGAUCAUAAUUACGCCAGACUACAGAUUGCUACCUGAAUCCAACGGAAGCGACAUACUAAGUGAUGUGGCAUGCUUCUGGAAAUGGCUGGAGAAAGAUCUACCUCUAUACAUGCGGCAAAAGAAGCUGCCACAGCCGGACGUCAGCAAUGUUCUAUGCUGUGGUGAGAGCUCCGGUGGCUUCAUCUCCGUCUAUUGUGCAUUACAUUUGGAGUCCAUGCUGCAACGCGAUGAUUCGAGGAAUGAUGAGAAAGUGGAAGAGAAAGUGAACAUCAGGGCCGUCAUCUCAAUCUCUGCUCCUUUGGAUGCCACGGCUCCCGAGUACAAAGUGCCUCGGCCGCGAGUUUUCAUGGGUAGAAGCCCUCCGCCACCACGGCAGGCUUUGGCAAAGAUUCGUGCGUACAUCAAGGGUAUACCUCCAGGAAGCAUCCGGACGGGGUGUGAGCCAACCUCCAGCAUGUGGGAACUGUUGUUGUGCAUAGCCCAGCAAGCCUAUUUACCUCGCCUGUUCGGCAUGGGCCCUGGGAAAGAGGGCGGCGCAACUCUUGAGGGCCUUAUGGAAACAUUGGGUCGAGGGGAUGAUAAGAUGGUCCCCUCGUGGAUUGUUCACGGGACGAAUGACACCAUGGCAAUGGUCCACCGCCUCCCGGACAAAGAAGACCUCCCUUCCGAAAAUUCCAAACCAGAAAAAUACAUCAUCCUCAUCAUCGCCUCCACAGCCGUAGCAGGCAAAGUGCAAAUCGCCCGCUCAGUCGCCGAAUCGCUCUCCUGUCCCCUCUUCCAAGGCGACAGUUUGCACGAGACCGCUGCUCGCGCUUCCAUCGUCGGCGUGCCGAAGCGCCCCACCCACGCCUCCAAACCAAACCCCAACCCUGUCGGACACGAUGUUGAGGAAGAUGGAGGGUCGGGUGGUACAAGUGGCGCGAAUGAGGGACGAUAUCAGCGCAUGUGGCUUUCCAAGAUGACGAGGACUGGAUUGUUGUUCCCCGAGGAGUCGAGGGCUGCUGCGGCGGAAUUUUCGGGUUUUGGAGGCACGUCGUCGACGGGGACGAGUCGGCGGGGGUCGAGUAGCUCUGUUGCGUCGAUGGCGUCGUCAGAUGGAGAUGCGGGGGGCUCUGGGGUCAGUGGGGGAAGCAGUGCGGUGGGUGUGGGCUCAGGGGUGCAGACACAGAAGUUUGUGAACCGGCCGCCUGUGGCCGUGCUAUCGGAUGAUGAGAGACUCAGGAAGGCGAAUCCGGCGUUGAUGGUUGUGACGCAUCCCGAACUGGAGGAGUGGCAUCGGGAGUGUAUUCGGAAGAGUGUGGGGGAGUAUAAGAUUGGGGUUAUCUUUGUGCCGUUGUUUGUGGAGGAGGGGCUACGGGAUGGGGACGGGGUUUUGGAAGAGGAGGAGGAAGAGGAGGAAUUGCCUGUGUUAAAGCCUUUUGAUCCGUCGGGGAUUGCGAAUUUUACUUCUUUAGGGGAUUUUGGGGCGGCAAAAAUGGAUAGGGCGAAGACGCUGGAUGAGGAGAUUGUGUUGAAGGUCGAUGUUGAGGCGAAGGUUGAGGAGCUUAUUGAGGAGAUUGUUGAGGGGGUGAGGGAUAUUAUGAGUCUGUAG
Bacidia gigantensis is the source of this 1824-nucleotide messenger RNA. RefSeq lists its product as uncharacterized. The record is from RefSeq and is a predicted model, not a curated record. Gene Ontology annotation, molecular function: hydrolase activity. NCBI's taxonomy places the organism in Eukaryota, Fungi, Ascomycota, Lecanoromycetes, Lecanorales, Ramalinaceae. The coding region runs from base 1 to 1824 and encodes 607 amino acids. The transcript is spliced from 2 exons.